AUGGGUCCUUGCCAGGGCGGGGCGGGGACGGAGCGCGACCCGCCCAGCCAGCCGCGAGCCAAGAUGGCGGUGCUGGCGGUGCUGGCGGCGCUGGAGGCGCGUGGGACGGCGGCGGGGGCGUGGCGACACCGGAUUCUUGGCGGAGCGAGGGCGCCACAGGGGAGAGGAGUGGGUGCUGUCGUGCUGGCGGCGAGGUUCCGCGUCACGCCCAGCAGAGCCGUGUUGACAUCUGGUGGGCAAAUGGCUGGCCUGGGCAACUACAAGAUGCGAGGGACAUGACCCAGCAUGGGCGUGGCAGUGCUGGACUAGCACCUGGCAGUGGCCAAGGUUUGACGAGCGGACAGGCAGUGCUGCGAUGACGUGGCCCUGGCCGCAGCCCAUGGCCUGGGGCUGGUGUUGCUUAAGCCACAGAGGCUCAUGAGCCUUAGCAGUCUCAGUGUCACCAGUGCAGCUGAGAUCUACAGGCUUUGGAUCUACCCAGAAGACAUUUAUCUAGUUCACAAUGACCUGGACAAGGCCUUGGGGAAGGUGGCAUUCAAGGUGGGAGGCAGCACAAGGGCUCAGCUCAGAGUUUGCACUGGGUGGCUGGAGGGUGAACUGACAGUGUCCAGCUAUGUCCUGACUCUGUUCAGCACCAAGUCGCUGGAGAAGCUGGAGCAGGUCCUGGCUCAGGCAGCAACAUUACUGCUGGAGCACAUGCUGUGGAGGAGAGCACCCAUGAGGAGCUGGGGGCAGAGGAUGAUGUGA
Molecule: messenger RNA, 747 nt
Organism: Indicator indicator
Lineage: Eukaryota; Metazoa; Chordata; Aves; Piciformes; Indicatoridae
Gene: PTRH1
Product: peptidyl-tRNA hydrolase 1 homolog
Molecular function (GO): peptidyl-tRNA hydrolase activity
Source: RefSeq, a predicted model, not a curated record